AUGACUUGCAUAUCAUUUGGUAAAACAAAUUCUGGCCUCCAGGCUGGUAUUAUCAAUGGCACGGUUAAUACACAGUUCUAUCUGCCCACAGAGCGACCGGAAACCCCACCAACUCCUCUAUCGACCGUCCCGUUCGGUCGCGACCCAGACUUUGUCAGCCGCGACACACUGCUUGAUCAGAUACAUAAAAAGAUAUCAGUCCCAGGGUCCAGGAUAGCUCUUGUAGGCAUCGGUGGUGUCGGGAAAUCGCAACUUGCUAUCGAAUACUGUUAUCGACUUCGAGAUCAAUCGCCCAAUACAUGGGUUUUCUGGGUCCAUGCAAGUAACGCGGCCCGGUUCGAGCAAAGUUUCCGCGAUAUCGCCGAGCAGGCCAAAAUUCCCGGGCGUCAGGAUCCCACAGCCAAUAUAUUCCAGCUCGUCGAAAGCUGGCUCCAGGAUAGGAAGAGAGUAAAGUGGUUACUGAUUCUUGAUAAUGUUGAUGAUGAUGGGUUUCUUCACCAGCCAUCAACGAUAGGCCAGCAGGGCCUGCAGAUCGGCCAAACUAAUACCCCGACAAAGCCUUUAUUGGAGUAUAUUCCCCGAAGCCCGAGCGGAUCUAUAAUCAUCACAAGUCGGAAUAAAGAGGUAGCGUCAAAGAUUGUCCACAACGAGGACGUUCUUGAAAUAGAACCAAUGGAUAGGUCCGAGGCGCUAAAACUUCUCCAACAAAAGCUUGGACGGCUAGCGGAAACUCCUGAUGUUCUAACGUUAAUCGAAGAGCUCGAGUUUAUGCCACUAGCGAUUGUGCAAGCAGCCGGCUAUAUCGUGCAUCGAGCACCCCGCUGUACAGUAUCGCAGUAUCUCGAGAAGUUUCGAAAGAAUGAUCACGAAGCGACCAAGCUUCUUCAUUAUGAGGCGGGUUAUCUUUAUCGAGAUUGGGAAGCGAAGAAUUCGAUUCUAGUCACAUGGCAAAUAUCCUUCGACUAUAUUCGACGGAUACGACCUUCUGCUACUGAUUUACUCUCCCUCAUGAGCUUUUUCGACCGACAGGGAGUUUCAGAGGACCUUCUCCAAAACUCGCACGAGAUUACGUUUGAUCGCCACGACGAGGAUACGGACAGCACAUCAGAAUCUAACACGGAUGAUGAGUUUGAUGAUGAUGUUACAACAUUGAGAGACUUUUCAUUUAUUUCCGUUAGCGAGAACAUAAAAGUGUUCACGAUGCACCGGCUAGUGCAACUUACUGUGCGUGUAUGGCUGAAAACCAAUGGACAAAUAGAGCGAUGGAAGGAGGAAUUCAUCGCGAGCCUAUACCAAAGGUUUCCGACCGUGGUGUCACAACGACCAGGAUCACACGACUCUCUACAAAAAUGGGCCACGCUACUCUACAAAGGCGCAUGGUAUGCUCAGGAAAGCGGCAACAUUGCGGAAUCAAAGGAUAUGGCAUCUAUAUCAAGGAGGGAGCGAGAGUUAAUAUUUGGCUUAGAGGGUGAACAGACCCUUGAGAGCACUACGAUGUUGGCGGGCAUAUACCGACUUGAGGGCCGAUGGGAGGAGGCCGAGCAGCUCUUCGUGGACCAGGGCCAAUGGGAAAAGGCAGAGCAGCUCUUUGUGCAGGUCAUGGAGGCUCGUAAGAUAAAGCUUGGCAUGGACUAUCCUGACACGCUGUCGAGCAUGAAUAAUCUGGCGUUGAGCUAUAAGGACCAGGGCCAAUGGGAAAAGGCAGAGCAGCUCUUUGUGCAAGUUAUAGAGACUCGCAAGACGAAGCUCGGCGCAGACCAUUAUAACACGCUAACGAGCAUGAACAACCUGGCAUUAACGUUGUGGAACCAGGGCCGAUGGGAUAAGGCGGAGCAGCUCAUUUUGCAGGUUAUGGAGACUCGUAAAACGAAGCUCGGUGCAGACCAUCCCUCUACGCUGUCCAGCAUAAACAACCUGGCGUUAAUCUAUAGGGACCAGGGCCGAUGGGAGGAGGCGGAGCAGCUAUUUGUGCGGGUCAUGGAGAGGAGCAAGACGAAGCUCGGUACGGACCAUCCUGACACACUGUCGAGCAUGAACAACCUAGCAUCGACGUUCUGGAACCAGGGCCGGUGGGAGGAGGCGGAGCAGCUCUUCGUGCAGGUCAUGGAGACUCGCAAGACGAAGCUCGGCGCGGACCAUCCUGACACGCUAUCGAGUAUGGCCAACCUGGCAUCGACGUAUAAGGGCCAGGGCCGAUGGGAGGAGGCGGAGCAGCUCUUUGUGCAAGUCAUGGAGACUCGCAAGACGAAGCUCGGCGCGGACCAUCCUGACACGCUGUCGAGCAUGAACAACCUUGCUCAUACCCUUAUGUCGUCGGGUCAAUACAAAGCCGCUUUGCAGUUGAUGGCCGAUUGCGUUCAGCUUCGCGACCGAAAACUAGGCCCUCACCAUCCGUAUACUAUUUCUUCCAAGUCUGCCCUAGAAGAAUGGCGCGGCAAAGUUGACUCCCCAUCUUCCCAACUCACUGAGCCUCCGACGGACACCAAAGAGGCCUCAAUCCUGGGCAGUUCCACAGAAACCUCCGAGUGA
Messenger RNA from Penicillium cosmopolitanum, 2529 nucleotides. RefSeq lists its product as uncharacterized. Gene Ontology annotation, molecular function: protein binding. NCBI's taxonomy places the organism in Eukaryota, Fungi, Ascomycota, Eurotiomycetes, Eurotiales, Aspergillaceae. The transcript is spliced from 5 exons. The record is from RefSeq and is a predicted model, not a curated record. Gene Ontology annotation, cellular component: kinesin complex. Bases 1 to 2529 code for a protein of 842 amino acids.